AUGAUGCGAAUCGUUUUUUUUAUUUUCUCUACAGCUAGAAACUUAGAUACAUUGGCACAAUCGGAUCAUUGGUUUUGUGAUGGAACUUUCAAGUCAACUCCUCCACUAUUUACACAAGUACUUACCAUUCACUCAAUGCAGGAUGGAUCAGUGCUUCCAAUGGUUUAUGUGUUGGUACCAAAUAAACAAAGGUCUACUUAUAAUCGAAUUUUGACACAACUUAUUGAUUUAAAAAGAGAACUGAAACCAGUAUCAGUAAUGACAGAUUACGAAACUGCGUUGUAUUCUGCAUUCCAAUCGGCUUUUCCCGGAGUUCGAAUUCGUGGCUGCUUCUACCACUUUGGCCAAUGCUUUUGGAGAAGAAUUCAGCAAGAACCAGAUAUUCAAGCUAAAUAUCGAGACGAUACUGAUCCAGAUUUUCAAAUACACUUAAAAACCUUAAUAUCUCUCGCUUUUGUUCCAGUACCAGACGUCAUCGAAAAAUUUAUGGAAUUAUUGGAAACUUCUUUCUUCAAGGAUAAUGAAAAUUUGCUAAGUCCAUUAGUGAACUACUUCGAAGACACCUGGAUAGGUCGUCCAAAUCGUCGUGGUACAGAACAAAGUGCUCCUCUUUUUCCUUUGGAUAUGUGGAACCAAUACCAAGGGUCAAGGGACAUUGGAAAAACUUCCAAAAACCAAUAA
Myzus persicae (green peach aphid) is the source of this 681-nucleotide messenger RNA. RefSeq lists its product as uncharacterized. NCBI's taxonomy places the organism in Eukaryota, Metazoa, Arthropoda, Insecta, Hemiptera, Aphididae. Bases 1 to 681 code for a protein of 226 amino acids. The transcript has a single exon. The record is from RefSeq and is a predicted model, not a curated record.